AGAGGCCGAGCAUUCGUCUCCUUCCACCUAAAGCGAAGCGCCGUCGGCUUCGGCUCCUACCUCGCGCCUUCCUCGCGCGGCGCGCCUCCCCUCCCCUCUCCCCACCUCCCUCCCUCGAGCCCGCCCACCGCGGCCGUUCGAGCCCGGCGGCGGCGGAGAGACCGUACCCGGCGAGCGCCGACGCCCCGGGAGCUGUUGGCCCCGGGUGAGGCGGCGCGAUGCCCGCGUGGUGGCCCGGCAAGUCGAGGUCCAAGUCGAAGGCGAAGCCCGGGUCGGGGGCCGUCUCCGCGGCCUCCUCCCCGCGCAAGUCUGCGGACCUCGAGUCCCCCUCCCCGACGCCGCGGGCCCGGGAGAAGGCGCGGAGCCUCGACUCGCCCGGCGCGGCGGCAGCGGCGCGCGCCCGGUGGCCGGCGGGGCACGGGUUGGUGGGGUACAAGCUCCCGGUGCCCGCGCCGGACCCGGAGCCGCCGGAGCCCGUCGGGGCCCUCUUCGAGGAGGAGGUGGCCUCGUCCGCGGGGGAGUCCAGCGCGUGCUCCGUCGGGUCGUUGGACGAGGCGCACGAUCAACAUGGGUUUAGGUCAAUGGAUCCUGUUGCUUUUGCGAGGGGAAGAAAUAUGCCAUCUGAUUCAGAUAGAAUCUUAAAUGAAGACAAGCAUGUCAUGUCUUGUAGCAUGCCACGGGAGCAUCAGAAGUUCUUUGACAUUCCUGUGUCUAGUGUCAGAGAACAUCAUUUGCACAACGACGAACCUUCAACAAGUGAAACCAGUUGCUCACGUGGAAGAACGGUAUCUGAAGAUCUUUUUGCUCCAAGAACGAGAAGCCUCUCCCCUGUCCCAAAAGGCCAUACAUUCGCCAUGAGCAAUGGAAAUUCUAGAGACUUCGGGUUUAGCCCGAGGUCACCAGUGAGGAUGAUGGAUGGUUUGAGGAGCCCACCUCAUCCCUUACCUCUUCCUCCAGGUUCUGCUGCUUGCUCGCCUCUUCCUCCAGCUUCUGCUGGUUGUUCACCUCUCCAUCCAGCUUCUGGCGCUUGCUCACCUCUUCACCCAGCUGCUGCUUGCUCACCUCUUCCUCCAACCCACAGUUCAUGCUCGCCUCUUCCUUCAUCUCCCAGUUCCUGCCCGCCUCUUCCUUCAUCUCCCACUACUUUCUCACAGUCCCAAUCACAAUGGAAAAAAGGGAAAUUGCUAGGGAGUGGUACAUUUGGCCAGGUUUACCUUGGAUUUAACAGUGAAAGUGGUCAGUUUUGUGCAAUUAAGGAGGUUCAAGUUAUUAUGGAUGAUCCACAUUCAAAGGAACGACUCAAACAAUUAAACCAGGAAAUAGAUAUGCUUAGGCAACUCUCGCACCCAAAUAUUGUGCAGUAUCAUGGAAGUGAUCUGACUGAUGACGCACUUUCCAUUUAUCUUGAGUAUGUUUCCGGGGGUUCAAUCCACAAAUUACUAAGAGAGUAUGGCCCUUUUAAGGAACCUGUGAUUCGUAAUUACACUGGUCAAAUUCUUGCUGGUCUUGCCUACUUACAUGGAAGGAACACUGUCCACAGAGAUAUCAAAGGAGCGAACAUACUUGUGGGCCCUAAUGGUGAAGUCAAACUUGCUGACUUUGGCAUGGCUAAGCAUAUAUCAUCUUUUGCUGAAAUACGCUCUUUCAAAGGAAGUCCUUACUGGAUGGCGCCUGAGGUUAUAAUGAACAGUAAAGGCUACAGUUUAGCAGUGGACAUUUGGAGUUUGGGAUGUACCAUUAUUGAGAUGGCAACGGCAAGACCUCCUUGGCAUCAAUAUGAGGGGGUAGCAGCAAUAUUUAAGAUUGCGAACAGUAAAGAUAUACCUGAAAUCCCAGACAGUUUUUCGGAGGAAGGGAAAAGUUUCUUGAAGCUUUGCUUAAAACGGAACCCAGCAUCUCGUGCCUCUGCAGCCCAGUUGAUGGAUCACCCUUUUGUUCUGGAUCAUCCUGCAGUCAAAGCUGCAAAAUCCAGUGCAUUGAGAAAUGCACUGUCUUCUCCAGCUGAUGUCAGGCUCGCAAUGUCCAACAGGGAGUUGCCAUCACGGAAGAUUAUUACUCCUCUGAGGGAUAUAGGACUGAGCGCGAGAGAUUUUACUGGAUUUUCCACUGCUGUUCCUUCACCGCGCAGCCCUAUUCCUGGGAGAACAAACAUGUCUAUGCCAGUUUCACCAUGCUCAAGCCCUCUACGGCAGUUUAAGCAAUCUAACAGGAGCUGCAUGCCCUCUCCACCUCACCCAAUGCUUUCCCCUGGUGCUGGCUACAACACAUUAAGUUAUGCCCAAAAUCAGACGAGGCGAAGUCCUACUGCCAUUUCUGAUCCUUGGCUGGAUGUUGGCCAGCUGAAACUCCAAAGCCCCUAUGGUUCCCCGAAAAGGUUCUGAGGGCGAGUUAUCAGAAAGAAAAUGAAGAAUCCGAUAUCUCCAUGACAAGUUAGUUAUUCAGAGAUGACUUGUGUAUAGUUACAACGAUACGAGACUUACCCCGGAUGUUCUGUACAGCGAAAAUCGGGCUCAUGAGGAAGGAAGUUGUAACAGGAACUUCUGUAUAUUCAUAGGGUCUGUUGUCGCCUGUCGGUUCCACUAUAUAGUUACAUAUACAUGAGUCCUGAUGUAAAUCCUCACAAAAUCUUACAGAUGAUUACGGGAUGCAAAUUCGUAAGUUUGCACGAGCUGAUAUCUCUGUGCAAGUAGAACCAGUUAUCACUUUCACUGCAGAUGUAACCAUGUCUUUACGAAUGAAUCGCUGAAAGAUACAGGUUA
Molecule: messenger RNA, 2759 nt
Organism: Panicum hallii
Lineage: Eukaryota; Viridiplantae; Streptophyta; Magnoliopsida; Poales; Poaceae
Product: mitogen-activated protein kinase kinase kinase 3-like
Exons: 11
Coding region: 219-2381 (720 amino acids)
Biological process (GO): protein phosphorylation
Molecular function (GO): ATP binding; protein kinase activity
Source: RefSeq, a predicted model, not a curated record